GAUACAGUUGGCGCGACCCUUAGCCUUUUCACACCGGCGGCUACGUACCCAGAGACAUUUUGACAUUCAACAUUCGACAACCUCCACCUUCAACCUCUAGCCUUCUGCUUGGUGUAUCACACAAUCCAAUACAUUUAUUUUUACGUGGUUGUACGGCACUGCCUAUCCUUACUCGUAUAGUAUUUGACAGGACUAUCUGUUCGUCGGAUCCCAAUCCCAACUCCCAACUCCCAACUUCGAUCCAUUCGGGGUCCGUGAGGGGCACAGACCUAUACGCGAGACAUAGCCGCCACGGGACCACAACCCCCAAAUAACUUAGGCCACCCGCCCGUGGACAUGCAAAUCUUUUUCCUGUCCCCGAUCCGUGCCGGCUUCAAACUCUCUACCUAAGCGUCUCAACAAAUUCCAAAAGUUCUCCUUUAAACUAUACCACACAUCGUAUCCGAACGACUAAGGAAUCGCCCAUCAUGACCGACUCAUUUGCUCCGCGCUCGAUGAAGCGCAAGAAUGUGAAGGGUCUAGCGCUGACUCCGGCUGCCCCAAAGCAACAACCCGCAUCUUCGAAUAACGACCGCCAGUCGGGUUGGGGUUUCGGUGGAUCAAGAGCCGAGGAAGUAGGCCAAGACGCUCAGCUCGAAAUCGGGAUAGAAUUCAACCUCGACCUUCGGCAAGAAGAUAUCGAGAUCGUAAAAGAGCUUGGUUCAGGAAAUGGAGGCACUGUUAGUAAGGUCAAGCAUUUGCCGACCGGAACCACGAUGGCUCGAAAAGUAAUCCACGUCGAGGCAAAGAAAGAAUUGCGGAAACGAAUUGUGCGCGAGCUUCAAAUCAUGCACGGCUGCCAUUCCGACUACAUCGUUACUUUCUACGGCGCGUUUUUAAAUGACCACAAUGAUGUUAUAAUGUGUAUGGAGUAUAUGGAUGUUGGGUCUCUCGAUAGAGUCUCACGCCACUUUGGACCGAUCCGUGUUGAUGUGCUUGGAAAGAUAGCAGAAGCAACUUUAGGCGGUCUGACGUAUUUGUAUUCGAAACUACACAUUAUGCACCGAGAUAUCAAGCCUUCGAAUAUCCUCGUAAACUCUAGAGGGCACAUCAAACUUUGCGAUUUUGGUGUGUCGGGAGAAUUGGUUAAUUCUAUCGCCGACACUUUCGUCGGUACCUCCACGUACAUGGCUCCCGAACGAAUUCAGGGUGAGAAGUAUACAGUUAAGUCGGAUGUGUGGAGUUUUGGUCUCAGCAUAAUGGAACUUGCUAUUGGCAAAUUCCCCUUCGCAAGCGAACAAUUAUCGGAUGGAGAUGGUGCACCUGCUGGUAUUUUGGAUCUCCUCCAGCAGAUUGUACAUGAGCCAGCUCCGAAGCUCCCUAAAAGUGAUGCUUUCCCAUCAAUUUUAGAAGAUAUGGUCCAGAAAUGUUUGUCGAAGGAUCCCGACGAGCGACCAACACCUCAAGAACUUUGGGAUCGAGACCCAUUUGUACAGGCUGCGAAACGGACACCUGUGGAUUUAAGAGAAUGGGCAGUUGGUUUAAUGGAGAGAGAUAACCGCAAGUCACAUUUAGUACCUCAACUUUCGCCCGCUACUCGAGAGCUUUUACGAUCGAGUGAAUCUCCGACUUAUCAAAACGACGGCAACGCUGCGUACACACCAACCUCCGGUGAGAUUCCUAUUGCAGGUGCCAUCGCUUCGCCACGGGACCAGAACCAAAACCGAUCGCCCACAAGAAACGGGGUGGGUAGCCUCGGUCGCGCAUCUGGUAGUACAGCUCAUCCAGGACUAGGUCCACGGGCUGCAACAUCUGGAUCGAUACCCAAGAUUACAACCGCCGACCUUUCACAACCUGGUAGCGCUAAUUUAGGGGCAUCGUUCACACUACCUGUAAGGCCAGCACCUCCUGGCGGACCACUGCCACCUCCACCUCCAAGAAAGGAGACGCCAGAUGAGCUUCGCAGAGAAAAUAGGCGAGCAGCAACAUUCAUUCCACCAACGAAUGGCAGCUACGGAAGUGCAGGAUAUCCAUCGCGAUAAAGCAGCCUCGCAAUCAUUAUCUCAUUUCCAAGUUACGUCGCGAACGCUGCACAAGAUCAUGCCAAGCUCGUAUGCAUAUGAGCAUACAGGCUCUUGCUAGACUGAUGAUCAUCACUACAAAUACCCACAUUGCUCGGCGCAAUGACAUGUUCGAACCUCUAUCCCCAAUAUAUAAAAACAUAGCAUCCUAGGCAUGCACUCAUAGCAUGCUCAUAAGAGAAUAUAUCAGACGGUUUUUUUAGGGAGAGGAUAUAUGGGGACCGAAAAGACGAUAUUAGGGGGGUUUAGCUAUGUGGGUUAAGUACCGCACGUAGUUGACGGUGAUGG
Messenger RNA from Hypoxylon trugodes, 2348 nucleotides. Its product is annotated as kinase-like protein. The coding region runs from base 468 to 2021 and encodes 517 amino acids. Gene Ontology annotation, molecular function: protein kinase activity; ATP binding. The transcript is spliced from 4 exons. NCBI's taxonomy places the organism in Eukaryota, Fungi, Ascomycota, Sordariomycetes, Xylariales, Hypoxylaceae. Gene Ontology annotation, biological process: protein phosphorylation. The record is from RefSeq and is a predicted model, not a curated record.